Messenger RNA from Dichomitus squalens LYAD-421 SS1, 547 nucleotides. RefSeq names its product ribosomal protein S8. The record is from RefSeq and is a predicted model, not a curated record. The transcript has 2 exons. Lineage: Eukaryota; Fungi; Basidiomycota; Agaricomycetes; Polyporales; Polyporaceae. Gene Ontology annotation, biological process: translation. The annotation marks the transcript as partial. Gene Ontology annotation, cellular component: ribosome. Gene Ontology annotation, molecular function: structural constituent of ribosome.
AAAUGGUCCUCCCACACUAUCUCUGCUCGCACAUCCAAAAUGCGUUCCGUGCGCGGCUCCAGCACAUCGCCGUCCACCACACGACCCAAAACCUCGCCAUCCUCUCCAUCCUCCUCCGCUCAGGCUUUCUCUCCAACGUCACUCGCGGUACCAUUGAGGCACCCUCCCCCGACGAGUUCCACGAAGCACCCGAGUCGCACAAGCGCAUAUGGGCCGACCUCAAGUACCGCGACGACCGUCCCGUGCUCUCGGAUAUGGAGCUCAUCAGCCACCCGAGCAAACCCAUAUUCAUGGAACUCAGCGAGAUACGCAGGCUGUGCACGGGCAGGAGGGUACAGAACGUGAAGCCGCUGCGCAUGGGCGAGAUUGCGAUCGUGAAGACGAAGGACAGGGAGAACGAAUGGCUAGAGGCGAGGGAGGCGCUGCAGCUGAGGUUGCCUGGGGAGGUCAUUUGCAGGGCACGGUAGUGCCACCACAGUACUUCCAUGGCUGCCUUGGGUUAUAUGUAUGUUACACCAUCAAAGACUAAUCAGGUUUCUUUACGGCG